Postia placenta MAD-698-R-SB12 is the source of this 540-nucleotide messenger RNA. RefSeq lists its product as hypothetical. The transcript has 3 exons. The record is from RefSeq and is a predicted model, not a curated record. The coding region runs from base 92 to 514 and encodes 140 amino acids. NCBI's taxonomy places the organism in Eukaryota, Fungi, Basidiomycota, Agaricomycetes, Polyporales, Adustoporiaceae.
CAUUCAGAACUACAUUACCAAAUAACUCUUGAUUGUAUGCUGGUUAUUGCCAGCAACAUAGUAAUACUCAAGCGCAGCAUUAAGCUCGUGGAUGGCUGACGGUCAUCGAUGUGGAAAUCCGUCCGACGACUCUGAACAAUCUUCCCGGACGCCUGUGCCAUCUGUCGACGACCUUUCGAGACCUUCGACUCCCGAUUUUCCUACUGCGGAGCUCACUAAUGCACUUGAAGAGCAGUGUUUUGGGAUUGUCAAUUUCACUAUCGUAUCGUCCACUGUGCACGAAGCAUUUGCGCGUGUCGCCCUUCUCGAAGGAAACACUGUCAUCAUCUCGCUUUCACCUCGCGGGUAUACGGCUGGGAUAGGGCCUGGGCAGGAACCGCGAGAGAUGCCGACAGAGUCCAUACUAGAGCUCUCGUACGAGAGCAUCGAGGACAUCCUGACGGUGUUGAGUUCUCGCUAUGCAGAUGCGCGUCGGGACAGAUUGUUUGCUAAGCUGCAGGCGCUAUCACCAUGAAGAAUAAUAAUUAUUUACUCCAAUUA